AUGGCUGAAGUAAGAUGGACAAACGACAAGAUGAUCUUCAAUGCUGAUGAGGCCCAUAACAUAGUUAAGGAGUGCAUAGAAAGUGUUUUAAGCAAGGCAGAUUACAAUCACAAUAAAGUCAACCAGUGGACUGCUGCUAUAGUGGAGCAGUCGCUGACGUAUCUGGUGAAACUUGAAAAAACAUACAAGUACAUAGUUACCUAUGCAGUGAUGCAGAGGAGUGGAGCUGGUCUUCACACAACAAGGUCGUGCUUCUGGGGCACAACUGAUGGAACCUGUGCAGUGAGAUGGGAAAACCAAACAAUGAACUGCAUUGUCAAUGUGUUUGCUGUUGCUAUUAUCCUGUAGCUGGCUGGAA
Molecule: messenger RNA, 358 nt
Organism: Chiroxiphia lanceolata (lance-tailed manakin)
Lineage: Eukaryota; Metazoa; Chordata; Aves; Passeriformes; Pipridae
Product: dynein light chain Tctex-type 3-like
Biological process (GO): microtubule-based movement
Cellular component (GO): cytoplasmic dynein complex; kinetochore; cytoplasm
Molecular function (GO): dynein intermediate chain binding
Source: RefSeq, a predicted model, not a curated record